Molecule: messenger RNA, 3864 nt
Organism: Girardinichthys multiradiatus
Lineage: Eukaryota; Metazoa; Chordata; Actinopteri; Cyprinodontiformes; Goodeidae
Gene: atxn2l
Product: ataxin 2-like
Exons: 24
Coding region: 249-3296 (1015 amino acids)
Biological process (GO): cytoplasmic stress granule assembly
Cellular component (GO): cytoplasmic stress granule
Molecular function (GO): RNA binding
Source: RefSeq, a predicted model, not a curated record
AGUGAGCCUACCGAAAGGUGGUGUUGACCGACCGCAGCAGGUUUUCUCCGAGAAACCUGAAUAAUUUCAACCUUCUGAGGCGACUGACAGUAACGUCAAGCUCUUAGUUUGUAACCGAAGAGCCAGCGGUGCCGAAGUUGAGGCUACAGGACAGAGGGAAGAAAGUAAAUCCCGGAGGGAAAGCGUCCGAACAGCAAUCCGGCUCAGGCGGGAGAAAGGCGACUAACGGAACAUCAGGGCCCGGCGGUAUGUCUUCCCCAGUCAGCGGCGGCCGGACACCGGCUGGAAGGAAUCGGUCUUCUGCAAAGCCGUCGUUUCAGUCCUCUCCUGUGUUUGAGGGCGUGUACAACAAUGCCAGAAUGCUUCACUUCCUCACAGCUGUAGUGGGGUCCACCUGUGAAUUGAGUGUGAAGAGUGGCAGUGUGUUCGAAGGCAUAUUUAGGACCCUCAGUUCCCGGUGUGAGCUGGCUGUGGAUGCUGUACACAAACACAACGAGGAAGAGGGCUCAACAUCUGGACCGCCACGUCGGGAGGACAUUACAGACACCAUGAUCUUCAGCCCAUCAGAUCUGGUUACAAUGAUCUGCAGAGACGUUGACCUCAACUUUGCUACCAGAGACACCUUCACAGACACAGCCAUCAGCUCCAGUCGCAUUAACGGAGAACACAAGGAGAAGGUUUUACAGAAAUGGGAGGGAGGAGACAGCAACGGAGAGAGUUUUGAUCUCGAGAAUGAUGCAUCUAAUGGCUGGGAUGCCAACGAUAUGUUCCGUUACAAUGAAGUCAAAUAUGGAGUCACAUCUACAUAUGACUCCAGUCUCUCCAUGUAUACUGUUCCCUUGGAGAGGGGCAACUCUGAGGUGUAUCGACAGAGGGAGGCCCGUGCCGCUCGCCUGGCGAGUGAGAUUGAAUCCAGCCCCCAGUAUCGCCAUCGCGUCGGCCUCGAAAACGAUGAGGGCAAAUCCGAGGAGGAGAAGUACAGCUCUGUGGUGCGGGACGGCAGCGAUCGCGAGAAGGGUCGCGAGAGCCCCCGUGACAGAGGGAGUGAAAAAGGCAGAGACAGUCCUGGAGCAAGCAGCAGGGAGGGAAAGUACAUUCCACUACCUCAACGUCAGAGGGAGAUGAACCGGGAGCGAGCCGAGAGAGGUCCUGGUGGGCCUCCACCACACAGUCGACUCGGUGGAGGUUACCGAUCCAAUCCGUCAUCCUCCUUAUCUUCGCCAAGACCCCCCCUUCCCUCUGCUGCCGGACCCCAGCCUGGAGUGACUCCCUCAGGGAGAAGCAGUCCUCUGUCAAGUCGAGGCGGGGCCUACACCCCCCACCAUCCACAGGGCAGUCCGAGCCCAGGUUCUGGUACUGCGAGCCCGUACACACCUGCCUCUCCUGGUGGAUCAGCAGCCACCCCAGCCUCUGCUUCAGCUGCCACAUCUCCAUCCAGCCCCCCUGCCCCUCAUGGACAUGCUGUUCCUCAUUCCCACUCACUCCCACUUUCUCUGUCUGAUGCUAGCAGACCUGUUAAUGGAGUUUCUGCUAGAACAUCUCCUAAAACCCAAAGACCUCCACAGUCAAGUCGGACAAACCGUGGUCCAAACACACAUCCUCAGUCCACAGCCACACGUUCUCCUAAAUCAGGCUCUGCCCAGGACACGCCUUACUUAGACACUUCGUCCGUUUCUCUGUCUGCCCAGAAGACGUCAGGCCCCGCCCCUCUCUUCCCUGUAGAUGUGAAUGAGAUCCUCGGUGCAGCUGCUAAAGAACGCUCAGCUGAAAGCCCUGGCAGCACAGAGGACGGCAAAAGCAGUAAAGCUCCUUCGGUUCAGCAAAGGUCACAAAUUGAAGAGCUGCGGAAAUUUGGCAAAGAAUUCAGGCUCCAGUCAUGUGGAGUCGGUUCCAGCUCUCCAGCAGCAGCAACGCCUCCAUCAGUCAGUGAGGUGUCCCAGCCUGGUUCAGCCAAGCCUCCAUCAGAUGCCCACCCUCCCUCAGAGCCUAAACCUCAGCCUCCAGCUCCCGGUCCUUCCCUGAGCCAACCUCAGCAUUCACCAGCUCUCUCUGAAGAGCCCACUAAGGACACCACAACCCCACUGGGUACUGCAGCUGCUACUACCGUAGCUCCAAUUCCAGACCGGCAAUCACCAGCAACCCCUCAGCCAGCCAGGACCCCUGGAGCAGAGGAUGUUAGGUCGGAGUCAGCAGAGCGCACCGAUGGUGUGGCAGACCAAGUGAAGAAAUCAACUUUAAAUCCAAAUGCUAAAGAGUUCAACCCAACCAAAACUCAGAUGCCCAUGACAAAACCCAGCACUGCACCAACCCCACCUCGUCCAACUCCUCCAAGCCCGGUGGUCCUGCAGCACCCGGGGGGACAGGGGCCGCUCUACAAUGCUCCCUACCUCUCCUACGUUUCACAGCUCCACCCUGUCCAGGCUCCCACAAUGUACCAGUACACCAUGUCCACAGUUAACCAAGGAAAAUACCCCAGGGGCAAAGUGCCUACACGACCUGAGACGUCACAAAUGCUGCAAGCUGCUGCAUCAGCAGCUGGAGCCCCUCUGGUGGCGUCCCCCUACCCUCAGUCCUACCUUCCGUACAACCCACAGCAGUACAGCCAGCAGCAGGUCAUCCAGGCCAUGACACCCUACCCUGGACAGCCUAUGUACUCCAUGCUGCAGGGUGGCGCGAGGAUGAUAGGUCAAGGUAGUGGUCCCCAUCCCCAAGCCCUCGGACCACCCGGAGGACCUCAGUUCUCUGCGCAGGGAGACGGGCCUCAGGGACCGCAGCAGGGCAUCUAUGCUCCACAGUCAUUCACCCAUCACUCGGGUGCAGUUCAUCAGCCGCAGCCUUCCAGCACCCCGACAGGCAACCAGCCUCCCCCUCAGCAUGCUGCGCCCAGCCCCGGACAGAACGCCCAGUCAGGCCCACAGCCUCAGUCCUUGUACCACUCAGGUCCGCUGUCGGCUCCCACGCCACCCAACAUGGCUCCGGGUCACACAUCCCCACAGGGCUCUUACCCCAUUCAGGGCUACAGCAUCCACAGCCACCAGGGCCUUUCACCAGCCUACCCGCUGGGGCAGUUGGCACAGGCCCAUGUUCAAGGAGCAAUGCCAGGUCCUCACCACUCAGGCAGCCACGGCCAGCCCCAGUUAGUAAUGUUGCAGACUCCUCAGCAGGGUCCCGGUGGAGUGCCCCAGCACCCUCCACAUGGACCGCAGCAAGGGCCACACCAGCACUUUUACAUAGGACACCCACAAGCGAUGCAGGUACAAACACACCCUGCAACCUUCCAUCCACCUGGAAACUAAUCCCCGUCCUCCCUUCCUCCAUGACGCCCUGAACUCUCCACCCUCCCCCUUCCUGCUGGACAUGCAGUCCAGGACAGAGCGACUCAGAACUGACAGAAUCACAGAGGGAAGACAAAAAUUCUCAGAGCACCUUACUGUUCUGCUGCCACGUUGUUCUUCAGUGAGAACCUAAACCCCAGUCGAGGACAGUUUUAUUAAUGGUGAUGAAAAUGAGGACAGCAGCAGCGUCCUCCUCUCUACCUUAUUCCCCUGAGAGAAUCAGAAACAGAUGGGGGUGGGGGGAAGAGCGCGCAGCAGACCCAAUCUCUUCCAGAAAUGUUUUUAAAGCCUUGUGAGGUUUUGUAUUUACAACAGAAACGUGAAAACAGACUGACGACGACAGAGGAGGAAGGUGAAGACUUAAGGGGACUUUUAGCAAAAAAUUUUUUAAACUCGAUCUAGUUAGUAGUGAAAAUCUGCCCCUUUGCCCUUCUCUCCUGUAGAAAAAUAUAAUUAAUAAAAAAAAUGGACAAGACAAAAAAAAUUUAAAAACAACGACUAAAAAAUAAAGUUCUCUACUCAACUACAA